AUGAUGUCCUGCAGCCGCCGUCUCACAUCUCUGGUGUCGUCAAUCCCGCGCUUCGCCGCCCGCACUUAUUCUUCGACUGUGCCCCGUCUGCACGAGAACCGCAUGCAACCCAAUGACCCCUCUCCGCCAGCUCCUAAGCCCAAUGUCUCUGCGACCAAUGCCCCCGAGACCCAGUCUGCGCCCAUUGUCGAACUGGUUGAAAUGCGUGCCUACGACUUCAGAGAGCUCCCCGCUGUUGGCGAGCAGAUCCGCAGUGUUCAGGCCCCGAACCGACCUACCACCUGGGCGGCCAGCCAGCAGCCCCGCGAGAAGGCCAUGACUGGACCUCGUUUUGAGCAGACUAUUAUGGAGACUCAGCCCCGGCCCCUUGCUGCCAUUGAGCUCAUUCACAAGCAACCCGUGCGGUGGACCAAGUCCAAGGUUGUCAGCUGUGACGGUGGUGGUGGUCCCCUUGGUCACCCCAAGGUUUUCAUCAAUACCGACAAGCCCGAGAUCGCGACUUGCGGAUACUGCGGUCUUCCCUUCGCCCAAGAAAAGCACAAGGCUUACCUCAAGUCUUUGCCCGCCACCAGCUACCCCCUCGAGCCCACCGGCGACGUGGCUGAGGUGAACGAGACCCAGCGCGUUUCUCCCGCCACUGGCGGUUUGGAGCAGCGGUAG
Messenger RNA from Penicillium odoratum, 660 nucleotides. RefSeq names its product zinc-finger domain-containing protein. Gene Ontology annotation, biological process: mitochondrial electron transport, NADH to ubiquinone. Bases 1 to 660 code for a protein of 219 amino acids. NCBI's taxonomy places the organism in Eukaryota, Fungi, Ascomycota, Eurotiomycetes, Eurotiales, Aspergillaceae. The record is from RefSeq and is a predicted model, not a curated record. The transcript is spliced from 3 exons.